Molecule: messenger RNA, 9840 nt
Organism: Salvelinus namaycush (lake trout)
Lineage: Eukaryota; Metazoa; Chordata; Actinopteri; Salmoniformes; Salmonidae
Product: G patch domain-containing protein 8-like
Exons: 8
Coding region: 4170-8489 (1439 amino acids)
Cellular component (GO): nucleus
Molecular function (GO): nucleic acid binding
Source: RefSeq, a predicted model, not a curated record
GACCGUUAUCUCAGAACAUUACAGUAUUGUACACAACUUGGGGUGUUGGACAUUUCUCUCCUGCAGCGAAUUGGCCCCUAUUAGCUAAGCAGCAAUGACCCGGUUUGUAUUUGCACGCUCCGCUUUCCUACUCCCAUCUUUUAGGGUUUCCUUGUAACGCUUCUCUUACUGUCUAUCACUCUUUCUCUGUCUUCACAUCGCUCUACCUCUUUCUGCUCUCUCAAUCCAUCUCCUCUCUGUUCUUUUCAUGCAUCUAUGUUCAAACAAUUAUUUCUCUCUCUCUACUACACAGUGAUUCGGUGUUCAGUACCCUCUUGUCAUUCUGUGCUGGCAUGGUGCUUGUGCAACUGGGACUGCAUUUUUCGCUGACGAGGCACAUGGAUAAUAUCGCAGGCAGCUCUUUUCUCUCGCUCCCCCUUCCAUCUCUCCCUCCCUCAGUCUCUCCGUGUCUCUCUCUCUCUGAAGCACCUCGGCGAGCAGGCCUGAACUCCACUCUUGUCUCCACAACAUCUAUCCCCUCUCCUCCUCAGGGCAUAGUGGAUGUCCCCUGACUCCAACUAUUGAUCUGAUUCUGAGCAUCUCAAGGCACAGCAGAACAGUAUCUUAGCCCAGCUGCAUUGAGAGUUCAUGGCAAGAGUUCCAGCUGCAUUGACAAAUAAAGCUUUAUUUACAAGUAGGUACGAGGAGGGUUUUUGGGCUUUUGUUUUAAAGUAUAUACCGCCAGUCUACAUCGAAACGGUACACACCCACACAGCUAGACGAUGAGAGCUAGCCUUAAGCAUGUAGCUGUAACAAAGCCAAAUUAUUCAGCCAGGCACUCUGGUGUAAAUAAUCCUGUGUCUGUUCUGUUGUGAAGCACAUAGACAGCAGCGGUAACAGCAAGGUCAGUCUGUCCUUCUCCUAGCUCUGCUGUUGUCCUGCUGCUCUGAAAGCGUUACUCAGCCAUGCUAAAAAUGCUUCCUUUAUGAAAUGUGAGGGAGAAAAUCCUGUCUGGCCCUGACCAUUUCUCCAUAGGCCUUCAUGUGACUCAUAUAUGGGUUGUCAUGGUGGGCGGAUUGAUCAAACCAAGCUGAGCCACGUAGCACCAACCCACUGUGUCAGGAGCCCACUGUGGGUGGGCGGUAGAGAGGAGUGGAGAGGAGAGCAGGAGGGGUGGCAUGCCUGCCUGGGUAAAGUGGCUCUGUUGCUCCUGCGCUAUUGUCUAUGGAGGGGCGCUGAGAGCCGGGCUGCAGCAUGACAGCUCCUGACACCCGUGGAGAGAGAGAGAGAGGACUGUCACUUCCACCAGACGCAUGCGCUGACAUAAUGCGUAUUUCACCCACACACACACACCAACCCCUACCCCUACUUUGAAAUUUCACAGCUCCACUUAAGUUUGUCUGAUACACCCCCCCCCCCCACCCUACUCCAGCAGCAGUGUCAUGGCUCUGGGGUGACGGGGCAGUGACAGUCGUCAGCGUGUCUCACGUCACGGAGCUGGCUGUGUGUGCAGCGCCUCUCUGCGCCCCUCACCUGCCACUCGUGUGUGUUCUGAUCUGUAGGCAGCUAGAGGUCUGUGGUACUUUACUGGGAUCUGUUCUCUCUCUCUGUCUUUCCCCUCUGUUCUCUCGCUCUUUCUCUAACAUUGUUUUUUGCAUUGCAUGUUUUAACUGGCUAUCAUUCGGUACUAGCUCUCUUACUCUGUCCUAAUCACACCUUUUCCCCUCCCCUCCCCAUUUCUCCAAUGUCCCCUACCCCUGUUCCCCCCUCCAAAUCCCUGGACCUGAGAGAGAGAUGCAGUGGGCAGCCUCAGACACGAACACACACACACACACACACACACACACACACACACACACACACACACACACACACACACACACACGUUCACACACACAAGAGCAAACUCUAUUUUUAAAAAACACCUGUGCUCAAGCUGUUCUGGCCUCAAACUUGAGAGAGAAGAUUGAUUUCACACCGUGCCAUUUCACGUGAUGCCUUCCGGCCUUUUACCUUUGGUUACUGAGACACUGCACCAAGUCAGGGUCAGCUCCGUCACAGCACCACAGACAACAAUAUUCAGAGUCAAACCUCAGUCAGAUUAGAAGGAAACUUACAUGCCCAGGGAUUUAUGAUGGGUCAAAGGUCAUACAUCACCCUUUCAUGGUGCGGUACGACUGCAGUAACACACUGACCCCUGCCCACCCUCCGUAUGUUAUCACGGGUGCUAACAGCCAUUUGGUGUGUCUCUGUUCUGGGUCCAGGUGCUGACAUCAUCAACAUGAGGUGGGUCUGACAGACUGUGACGGUGUACCAACUGCUUAAAGGCUAUGUUGUUGUUCACAUCCAUGUAUCAACAGAGCUGUAGGUGUCUUUGAAAUGAUCAACCUUGUUUAGGUGGGGGUUUUUCACUGCCACCCACAUGCACGACAACAUCGCUCGCUCGCUCGCUCGCCCACACACACACACACACACACACACACACACACACACACACACACACACACACACACACAGAGCCUGGAGAAACACACACAAUUAUACACACGGAAUACUGUGCUGUUGCUCAGGCACCAGCUGUAUCUUUCCUCUGCUCCAUGCCGUGUUAUUGUUACACUCCCACCGCCUCCCCGCCUUCAUUUGGGAAAAUGAACCCCUGGAAGAUUACCAAGGGAAAGGGAAAGGUCAUCUGUCGUCAGUCACUCGUCCCCUUUACAACUCUGACCCUGCCUAGGGCUCCAUCUCUAUUUAGCACCAGCUCCAACACUGCAGGAGGCAGACUGAUGAGGUCAGUUACAUGUUUUUAAGGUCAAGGUCAUUGAUGGUAAUGGAUCCAAUGACCCUGACCAAGUCUGUCCACCGGUUAAGUGACAACUCCUCAAGGUCAGCUGAACAGACCCAAGGUUAGGUAACAACUGCUCUCCAAUAUGGUGGUGCUAAGAGGGCAGGGCCUGGGUUGGAAGGUGUCUGUUCUAUUUGGCCUGAGUCCCUUGAGGCCCAUGCAGGGACCAUUGUUUCCAUCACACCUAUCUGAGCCUCAGCAGGGAGGAAUGUGCGCGUGCAAGGCAGACAGACAGAGCGCGAAGGACAGCGGAGCUGGACAUAGAGCUUUACAGGGAAGAGCAGAGCUGCCCCCCUGCUCAGUCCAACAGACCCGGCUCCACAAGACUCCUGUAAAAAUACACAUUCCACAGGGGGACGAGAGCGGGUGACGCCUGACUGCCACCCUCUGUUUUCUACUGUCACAUAGUUACUAGUCUCUCGCUCUCGCUCUUGCUCUCUCUCUCGCUCUUGUGCUAUAUAUAUGACCCAAGUUUUGGUUGAUCUUUUUUCUGACAUUAUUUUCUGGUUAAGUGGAUUAGCGUGCUGUCUUGUCCUGUGGGUUAAGGCCUCAGACAGUGAUGGUGCAGUAAUCCCUAUUUAAAAACCUCCCAUAUAAUGCAAGGGGCUUCUGAACCCCCAGUGUGAGGCUCACACACAGCCAGCGUCUACUGCGCACACACACAUACACACACACACACACACACACACACACACACACACACACACACCGUCAGCAUCACAAGGUUUGAAGACCCACACACUCCGAGGUUCCUGGUAUGGUGCCCCCUGUAUACCUCUUCCUGCCUUUACCCCUAUCUAUUUGGUUUUACCCUACCUCCACCUCCCCCCUCCCAUGCACCCUCCCUCCACCUCCCCCCUCCCAUGCACUGUGUCAAUGACAGCACAAUGCACAUUACCCUCCCUACCAACACUCGGUGUGGAUUUCUCUUGUUUGGAUAACAUUUUCUUUUUAUUUCUCCUAUAUUAACAGUAAUCAUUCAAUCAGUGAGUUUAUUGACAUGCCUAGUUACCACAUUUUUGUUUUGUGUACAGUGUUUUAUAAAUUUUUUAGGGCAAAAUAAAGAUUUUAGCUCUUUUUAAUAAGAAAAAGAUAGAAAACAAAUUGCAGUUGAAAGCGUUAGUGACUGGCCGGUUUCUUACAUUGUGUCACGUGUGACUGUUCUUUUGACAGCCCAGUAUUUUAAAGCCAGGAUAACAUUGGGCACCGGCUGCUUCAGAAACAUGGCUGGAAGCUGGGGCAGGGACUGGGCAAAACCAUGCAGGCGAUUUGAUCCUGCCCAUGUUGUGCUGAUGGUAAACUUAGUGGACGCACCGACCCUGUGCCAAUCAUCCUCAAAUAUGAUGUCAUGGGGAUGGGACGUAUGGAGAUGGAGUUGGACGUUGCCGAAGAUGCUACAGAGAAGAGGAAAGUGCUGGAGGUGGAGAAGGAAGUCACAGAGGAAUUACAGCAGAAAUACAAGGACCAGGUGGAAAAGGAGAAGGCCAUCGCUAAAGCCCUGGAAGACCUGAGGGCCAACUUUUACUGUGAGCUGUGUGAGAAACAGUACCAGAAGCACCAAGAGUUUGACAACCACAUCAACUCGUACGACCAUGCUCAUAAGCAGAGGCUUAAGGAGCUGAAGCAGAGGGAGUUUGCGAGAAACGUGUCAUCACGCUCCCGGAAGGGUGGGAAGAAGCAGGAGAAGCUGCUACGCAGGCUGCAUGAGCUGGCUGAGCAGAGGAAACAGCAGAACCGUACCCCGGGAAGUGGUCCCAUGUUCAAACCCACCACCGUGGCAGUAGACGGGGAGAAGGGUGAAGAGGGGAGUGCUGUAACCCCCGAGUAUGUUCCCCCUGCAGACACUGCCAUGGAGGGCUUGUCAGGGGAGGAGAAGAGCAGUGGGGGUCAGGCCUCCCCCAAACCAGCCACCACCAUCAACUUCUCCCUGGGGAAGAGCAGCUCAUCCCCGGCCGGGGCCUCCAAGGUCAGCGUGUCCUUCUCCUUCGCCAAGAAACCCCCGGUGAAGCUGGAGACGGUCGCAGCAGUGUUCGCUAAACUCCAUCAGGAUGACGAGGAGGAGGAGGAGGGGGGACAGGAGGAGGGAGGGGAGAAGGCCGCGGGACAGGAGGAGACCUCCGGCUGCAGCACCGAGAGCCCCAAGGGAGGAGGAGGGGGGAAUGGAACAGCAGGGCCAGAGGAGGAGGAGCAGCAGGAGGAGCAACUACAUCAAGAACAACCAGAGCAGGAGGAAGAAGAUGACGGCGCCUCCCUAGCCUCCACCCUCAACAAGCUGAAGAUGAUGAUGAAGAAGGAGGAAGGCUGGGCCGGCCAGGAGCCUGAGUACUACCACUACAUCCCACCAACCCACUGCAGAGUCAAACCCCGCUUCCAGUUCCUGGUGUUCAUGAAGGCCACAGACCAGUGUGAGAUCAGGGAGCAAGAAGAAGAAGAUGAAGAAGAGGUGGAAGAGAAGAAGACCGAGAAGGUGGUAGCAGAGGUUUCUGAGCAGACACAGCCAAAAGCUACCGAGUGCAAAUCAGAAGAGCCAGAGAAGACUCCUGCAGCUCCAGUCACAGAGCCCACUCCUACUCCCACAUCACCUAAACUGAAGACUGAAGAGGCCUCUGCCAGCUUCACAGACCCCCCUCCCACAACGGCCCCCACUGUAGUACCAGACAGCAAGCAGGAGACCCCAGUCCCAGAGCCCAACUCGGGCCCCAAAAUCCCCACCAGCCCCUUCUUCCUGGUCCUGAGCAAAGACGAGAGCACCACUCUGCAGUGGCCCUCGGAGCUGCUGGAUUUUACCAAGGCUCAGCCCACCCUCUCUUACAGCUGCAACCCCCUGUACUUCGACUUCAAACUGUCCCGCAACAAAGGGGUCCGUGCUGGACGAGCAGCAAAGUCCUCCAAGCCCACUGGUGAAGGAGCUGAGAAAAAAAACAAUCCUGAGGCAGCUGCUGCAGUCAACGAGGGGAAUGCUGCUGCUGCCACCACCACCCCUGGGCCCAGCACUGACAACACUGAUAAGGAGCAGCCCUCCUUAAAAAUAGAGGUUUCCCAAGGGGAGACUGAGGAGCAAAAGCUACAGAGUAGCACAAGCGGAGCCAAGAAGAAGAAGAAAAAGAAGAAGAAGAAGCAUAAGAAAUCUGGGAAAGGCUCCAAGCGCAAAGAAAAAGAGAAGGGAGCCGUAGUGGACGGGGACGCGGAAACUGCGAUCCUAGGAGAGAAAACCAAAAAGAAGAAAAAACACAAACGAAAGAAGAGCAAAAACAAAGGUGAGGGGGAAGAGGGAGGUGGUGGUGAUAAGGAAAAGCCUAAAGAGGAAAAAGCAGUAGCCGCAACGGUUUCUAGUGCUCCCCCAGCACCAGCAGGAACAGGAUCUGCUACAGGAGCGGAACCCGGGAAGAGGAAACGACCAGCCAAAGAAGCACUUCAGAAGUCCGGGGCAGAGGAAGGUGGGGCAGGGAAAGGCUCUGACGAGGCCAAGCCGUCUGAGGAGCACAACGGCACCAAGCGUCUGAAGACAGACCCCAGCGCCCCACCCAGCGCUUCCUGCUCCUCCUCGGCCCAGAAGAGCCCCGGGCCAGGCAAACCACCCAGCAGUGAGAGUGAGGAGGAAGGAGGUGGAGGCUCAGCUUCCCGAUCCAGCCGCCGCAGAUCCACGCCCCGGGAGGGGCGCCGGCACCAGAGCGAUGACUCCGGCCGCUCCCGAAGCCGCUCGUCGCGUCGGGGAGACGGGCGAGGGAGCAGCCGGAGGCGGCACCGCGGCCAGGCAUCCCGUAGCCAGUCAGACUCCAGCAGCUCGGAGCGUUCCUCGAGCGCCUACAGCCGGCGCAGCCGCAGCUACUCAGACAGUUACAGUGACGACAGUGACGGGGGCCGCCACCGGAGACACUCUAAACGCUCCUCUGACUCAGAGUACGAUCGACGGGGAAGCGGCGGGCGGCGGCGCUCCAGAAGACGUCACUAUUCUUCCUCGUCCUCGGAGGACUCUCGCUCCCGCAGCCACAGCCGCAGGAAGAGGCACCAGCGGCGGCACCGGAGCAGCUCUCGGAGCUCUAGCAGCAGGAGCCGCAGCAGCAGCACCAGGUCGUGGAGACGCAGCUACAGCCGCAGCCACAGCUCAGCCAGCCGCUCCUCCAGCUCUACCAAGGGCUCCCCUUACCGGGGUCGUGGAGGCCAGGGGGGCCACAGGGGCCGGGCAGACAGCACUACACGGCGCAGAGACUUCAACCGCUCCUGCAUCUACCGUUCCCAGUCCCCCCGCUCUGCCUCAUCACGAGCCCCAAACCGCAACAGCAGCUCCCAGAGCCAGAGGGCAGGGGGGUCCCGGGGAGAAGGAGGGGGAGACCAGAGGAACUCUUCCUCACACUUCACCGCCCGCCAGCUUCUGGAUAAGAUCCAGUCCAGGAAGGGAUCUGAUGUCCCAACCACAGGGACCAAAUCUGGCGCCAAGAUCAAGGACCCACCAUCGGGCUACUUUGGGCCCAAACUGCCUCCAGCUCUGGGCAAUAAGUCCAUGCUGCCCCUGUUCGGUAAGCUGCAGGCAGGGAAGAAAUUCCCUGCGAUCCCCCUGACCCGGCCCGAUGGUGGAGAGAAGUCAUCAGCAGGGAAAGGUUCAGAUGCCGGGGGAGAGGUCAUCCUGAUGGAGCCCAUCCGGGAGUUCCCCCCACCGCCUCCCCCUCCACCAGCUCAUAAGAAGGUGGAGGAGACGGUAGUAGUAGUCCAGGAAGCCCGCCACCUCACCCUGGACGCACGGGUUCUUCAUGAGCCCCGGCCGCUGUUCCAUCAGGAGCCCUCCAUGCUGAUGCCCCCAUACCAGGGCGAGCCGGGACAGGACCCCUCCCAGAACCCCAUGAUGGAGCCACUCAUGCCCGACAUGCAGCAGCAGCCACCCCCCAUGCACGCCUACCCCAACUACCCCCCGCCCAGCCUGGAGGAGGAGGACAUGGGCAUGGAGGCAGAGGAGAACGGUCUGGCCCCGCUGGAGAGCCAGCCCAUCACCUUCACCCCAGAGGAGAUGGAGAAGUACGGCAAGCUGCAGCAGGCCGCCCAGCAGCACAUCCAGCAGCAGCUCCUGGCCAAGCAUAUCAAGACCUUCCCCUCAGCCGCAGCAGCACAGGCUGCAGCGAACAUGGCUGCAGCAGCGAACCAUCUGCAGCCGGCACCCCCUCCCCCCCAGCAGCAGAUGAUCCAGAUCCACCAGCCUGCCGUGUCUGCAGCCUCGGCUACCUCCAUCACCACAGUACAACACCUCAUCCAGCAGCACCAUGCCGCUCAGGCUGCAGCCAUGGGCAUCCACCCACACGGCCCCCACCCGCACCCCCAGUUAGCCCAGGUCCACCACAUCCCCCAGCACCACCUCACCCCCAUUUCCCUAUCUCACCUGGGACACUCUCUGGGCCACACUCUGGGCCACCAGUUGGGAGUGGGACACGCUGGACUGAUCCCUGCCCACCACACGGCCUUCCUCAAUGGCCAGCCCAUACACAUUAUCCCAGCCUCAGCACUUCAUCACCACAGCCCCUUAGCCCUCCACCACAUACCACACUCAUCCCUCUACCCAACGCUGUUCGCCCCCCGGCACUCUAACGCCGCUGCGGCAGCUGCACUGCAGCUCCACCCCUUCCUGCACCCCAUCUUCUCAGGGCAGGACCUCCAGCACCCCCCUAACCACGGCUCCUGAGAAAGACCUUCACUAUAGCCAUGUGUCCACAUCAGAGGAGGGUGUUUUGGCCAGAGCAGGCCUGGUUAAACAUCAGAGUUAACAUGGAGAGAGGGAGGUGUAGUGGCACCAUUGUGCAGCAGGUGAUGAUGAGAAUAUCAUCAGACUGGCCACCAUUAGACCACUGGCCAGACAGAGGUGCUGUGAUAUGCUGCCUGUGCAGAGGUAAACAACAGACAUUUACUGUGGGCUCUUUGAAUGGACCCCUCCGAACAGUUGACAGACAUUCACCCUGAGGUUUCUGGACAGGGUGGGAGAGGGUUUGAGGCAACCUCAAAUCUAAGACGGCAGUUUGUUUUGAAUGGGAACCCAGUUUAAAAGGGGGGGGGGGAGAAGCAGAAACCUCUGGAGUAUUUUUUUUUGUCCCACAGUUUAUAACUGAUUGUCGCUGUCAAUGUUCUUCUUUGUUUUUACAGCCAAAGAGACGCAGUGGCUGAAGCCAUAAGCAGGAUGGUGUUGUGGGAAAGGAAAGGGGGAGAUAAGAGGGGGUUUAGGGUGACAUCCAUGACUGGAAACAGCCUUGACUUUGUAAUGUAAUCUGGUGGCUCUAGUCUACUGCCUGAAUUCUGUUGUCAUUAAUAUCUAAUUUUCUCACAUGACUACUUGCUCUCUUCAUGACCCGUAAUAUUCACCAACAAUUUGUAAUACGGUAUGGUGUACAUAGAUCACUGAGCAAUGUGAAGUAUCCCUCUAAUAUGAUGGGCAUAUAAGGAAUGUUCUUUAUUACUGACUAAUGAAAUGUUGCCCAUAAGGAAAUUAAAAUGGUCACUGGUGGGGGAACACCGAUAAGAGGGGUGAAGCUCAAGUUUUAUUGGAGGUACUGUGGGGGGGGGGGGGGGGGGGGUCACACCCGCUUAGUGCUGUAGGGUUAAAGGUCAUGUUGUUCCAAGUGGUAGUGGUUGUAUAUUGAAAUGACUUGCACUGAAAUCUGUACAUCAAGAUGCUGCUUUCGCAUCAUGUAACAAAUGUAUGAUUGUAGUAUACUGCAAUAAUUGUAUUUUAUUUUGUUUUUGUUUCUAAAUUAUUUUCCAAAAUGCUCCUCAAAAGGAGAUGUUUUUCCUCUUGUGUAAUUUUUGCUCAAUGUAAAUAAAAUUCCUGUAGUUAACCCCAAUAACAUUCUAGGGGUUUGUUGCUACUGUAAAAAAUAAAAGAACUGAAGGAAUGAAGAUGGACAAGAAUACUUUAUCGAGGCAUUUUCUGAACUAUUAUCCUGUAUGGGAAGGAUUGGGUGACGGGACUGCCCUGUAAGUGGCGGCAAUGGUAUGUCUUUUUUUAAAUAUAAUGCGUCAACAAAUAAAGAGUUUUGAGUUGC